ACUGAUAACAAAAUUUAAACCUCGCUUCUGUGGGCUUCAUUUUUAACUACAUCAUUCUUAAGUUGACUAAAUCAGACAUUUAUAUUGAAAAUUUAUUUUACAGAAAAUAUAUUGCCCAUUUUUAUACUUACUAAUUCAUUUUUUAAUUUUUAUAAUUUUCGUAAAAAUGUCCUUAGAAGAAGUUGAAAAUAUUAAAAAACGCAUAGAAAACUUUAAGAAAACUCUUAUAGAGUUAACCGCAACAGAAAACAAUGAAACUCACCACACGAUUCGUGAAAUGUCUGCUGAAGUAGUUGAUUCCAAUCCUUAUAGUCGACUUAUGGCUUUACAAAGAAUGGGUAUUGUAAAAAAUUAUGAAGAUAUUCGAAAGUAUACUGUAGUUGUUGUUGGAGUUGGUGGAGUUGGAAGUGUUACUGCAGAAAUGCUGACACGAUGUGGAAUUGGAAAAUUAAUUUUGUUUGACUAUGAUAAAGUUGAAUUAGCUAAUAUGAAUAGACUAUUCUAUCAACCUUCUCAAGCAGGAUUAAGUAAAGUAACUGCAGCCUCAAUGACAUUGACACGUAUAAAUCCUGAUGUUAAAAUUGAGACUCAUAAUUGUAAUAUUACCAUAACUACACAUUUUGAUAAUUUUUUAAAUACAUUAAAAACUGGAAGCUUAAAUGGGGAUUCAGUGGAUCUUGUAUUAAGUUGUGUAGAUAAUUAUGAAGCUAGAAUGACAAUAAAUACUGCUUGCAAUGAAUUAGGUUUAAAAUGGUUUGAAUCAGGAGUAAGUGAAAAUGCUGUAUGUGGCCAUAUACAAUAUAUUGUACCUGGAGAGUCUGCUUGCUUUGCGUGUGCACCGCCUUUAGUUGUCGCUUCAGAAAUUGAUGAAAAAACAUUAAAAAAAGAUGGUGUUUGUGCUGCAAGUUUACCUACCACAAUGGGUGUCAUAGCUGGUCUACUUGUUCAAAAUACUUUGAAAAAACUAUUAGGAUUUGGAACAAUCUCUUGGUAUUUGGGAUACAAUGCCUUAACAGACUUUUUUCCAAGUAUGAUGAUAAAACCAAAUCCCAAUUGUAGUGAUAAUUUUUGUAUCAAGCAACAAGAAGUGUUUAAAAAUAAAGUUAUUGAAGAACCUGCAAAUAUUUCAAGUGAAAUUUCUUCAGAAAAUAUUGUGAUACAUGAUAACAAUGAAUGGGGAAUAUCACUCGCAGAUGAUACACCAGGAACAAAUAAUACAUUAACAGAAAAUAAUGAAGAAGUUAAAGGAGAUACGGUUAACAAAAAUACUAGUAUUAAAAGUGAAAAUGAAGAAUAUUUAUCUCUGAAUGAAGGAAUAGAGUAUUCAUAUCCAAUAGGAAAUAAUACAGUACCUAAUGAGGAAUCUAUAGUUAAAGAGACUGAUUUAAGUGUAGAAGAACUAAGGGCUCAAAUGGCUUUAUUACAAUCUUAAAAAAAAUUCCUUAAAAAUUAUUAAUUCAUUAACAUAAGAGUUAAAAAUGUAUAAUGAAUAAAAUAAUUUUAUACAUAUAUUCAUUUUUAAUAAUUCGUUAAAAAUAUUAAAUUUACUUCAACGUACUUCUUAAAAAGUCCAAUUGUUAUUAUUAUUUUUUAAAUGAACAUUGUGAUUUAUAUACAUAAUUGAAUUUAAUAAUAAGCAUGUUUAAUUUUUUUUUUUUUUUUUUGUAUUUUUCAAC
This is a messenger RNA of Daktulosphaira vitifoliae (grape phylloxera), 1676 nucleotides long. It is a transcript of the gene Uba5, whose product is annotated as ubiquitin-like modifier-activating enzyme 5. The transcript has 7 exons. Gene Ontology annotation, molecular function: UFM1 activating enzyme activity. The record is from RefSeq and is a predicted model, not a curated record. The coding region runs from base 167 to 1432 and encodes 421 amino acids. Gene Ontology annotation, cellular component: cytosol; cytoplasm. Gene Ontology annotation, biological process: protein ufmylation. NCBI's taxonomy places the organism in Eukaryota, Metazoa, Arthropoda, Insecta, Hemiptera, Phylloxeridae.